Molecule: messenger RNA, 1059 nt
Organism: Talaromyces stipitatus ATCC 10500
Lineage: Eukaryota; Fungi; Ascomycota; Eurotiomycetes; Eurotiales; Trichocomaceae
Product: quinone oxidoreductase, putative
Exons: 4
Coding region: 1-1059 (352 amino acids)
Molecular function (GO): oxidoreductase activity, acting on NAD(P)H
Source: RefSeq, a predicted model, not a curated record
AUGUACGAAGUCAUUGUUCAUGCCGGUCCCAAGGCCGAACUAGUUCAAUCACCAAUUCCUUCUCCCAAAGCGGACCAAGUUGUCAUCAAGGUGGUGGUCUCUGGAAGCAACCCCAAGGAUUGGAAAACACCCAAUCUCUGGGGAUGGGAAGGCAUGAAUCAAGGAGACGAUAUUGCCGGAAUUGUGCAUGAAGUUGGAUCUAAUGUGGUUGAAUUUAAGGUUGGCGAUAGGGUUGCCGCAUUCCAUGAAAUGCGAACGCCUGGUGGUAGCUACGCAGAAUAUGCAGUUGCAUGGGCUCAUACAACGUUUCACCUUCCCAAGCAGACCUCUUUCGAGGAAGCAGCAACGAUCCCCUUGGCUGGGUUGACAGCCGCUCUCGGCCUUUUCGCCCGGUUGAGGCUUCCCACUCCAUUUGCAAGGGCGACAGAGCCGAUACCAACUAUAAUCUAUGGCGGCUCCACAGCCGUUGGGGCGUUUGCAAUCAAAUUAGCUCAGCGUGCAAACAUUCAUCCUCUCUUCGUGGUGGCCGGAUCCGGGUCAUCUUUCGUUGAUAAACUGAUUGAUCGCUCAAAGGGUGAUGUAAUCAUUGACUACCGACCAGGUCCGGCUCACCUUGUCGAGCAGCUGAACACAGCCAUCCAGAAUGUCGGCUUGACCAAGAUCAAAUACGCCCUAGAUGCCGUGACUACAGAACCCAGUUUCCAGGUUUUGGCUAAAGUAUUGGAUACCAACGGAGGGCGGUACACUGGAGUUUUGCCGUAUGACGAGAGCGUUUUCGCCUCCGGCAUAUCUCAUUCUACUACAACCGUCGGCAAUUCUCAUGCAUCGGAUGAAAAAGCACCUGGCGAUGCGGAUUUGGCAUUUGCCUUCAUUCGGCUUUUCGGAAAGGGGUUGAAAGAUGGUUGGUUCACCGGUCAUCCUUUCGAGGUUGUGCCUAACGGGCUGGCUGGUGUUGAAGAAGCACUCAGAAAUCUCAAAGAUGGGAAGAAUAGCGCGUUGAAGUAUGUAUUUAGGAUUGCAGACACACCCCAAUUGAGGGAAGAUCAACCCGGAAUAUAG